Olea europaea var. sylvestris is the source of this 1061-nucleotide messenger RNA. RefSeq names its product serine/arginine-rich SC35-like splicing factor SCL33. NCBI's taxonomy places the organism in Eukaryota, Viridiplantae, Streptophyta, Magnoliopsida, Lamiales, Oleaceae. The transcript has 7 exons. The coding region runs from base 201 to 866 and encodes 221 amino acids. Gene Ontology annotation, molecular function: RNA binding. The record is from RefSeq and is a predicted model, not a curated record.
AAUCAUGACUUUUUGAUUUUGCUUAUAAUACAGAAAUUCUACGGUAUAAGGUUUCAGGUCAUGUGAAUUUAUUUCUUUCAUCUAACUGCUUAAAAUCAACUUUUUACUGUCUUACGGUACUUUUUGAGUUUAUGAAAUUUCGAUCUGUAUGUUUGCUAGGUUGCCAAAAGACUGGAAUAAUAGGAGGAAGUAGAUAGAAAAUGGGUAGAGGUUAUAGUUAUAGCCCCAGCCCUCCAAGGGGUUACAGCAGGAGGCGUCGAAGCCCAAGCCCAAGAGGCCACUACAGGAGUCGUGCAAGAGACCUUCCUACUAGCCUCUUGGUCCGCAACCUUCGGCAUGAUUGCAGGUCUGAGGAUCUUCAUGCUCGAUUUGGGGAGUUUGGGCCUCUUAAGGACGUUUAUCUCCCACGUGACUAUUACACUGGGGAGCCACGGGGCUUUGGUUUUGUGCAGUAUGUAGACCCUGCUGAUGCUGAAGAAGCCAAAUAUCAGAUGGAUGGGCAGAUUCUUCUGGGGCGAGAGUUGACUGUUUUAUUUGCAGAGGAAAACAGGAAGAAGCCCUCUGAGAUGAGGGCCAGAGAACGAAUAAGUCGGAGAAGGUCCCCACUCGGUUAUUCUCGAUCACCUCGCUAUGCACGGACAUAUUCCCGCUCACCAAUUUAUGCUCGAACUUACUCCCGAGGGCCUGAUUACUAUUCUCCAUCUCCAAGAGGAAGACGCUACUCAAGGUCCAUUUCACCUCGAGAUGCAAGGUAUAGAAAGAGGUCGUACCCUAGGUCUCCUUAUGGCUCAAGGAGCCGAAGUCGAAGCCCAAUCAGGAGCAGGAGCUGGAGUCUUGAUUCUAGCAGGAGCCCUGAUGACUACUGAAGAUGCAUAUUAAUAGUUGUUGGGCCUGUCUUUGUAAUGGUGGUCUGUGUGGUACCUGUAUAAUUUUAGUGGGUUUGUAUGGGACUCUCCCUAGAAGACUUGGAUGUUAACCUUAGAUGUGUGGUAGUGUGCAUGUUUUGUUGAACCCUAUGGUAAUUGGUAAUUUCUUUUUAAAUGAUGGCUGAUGUUCUUUUA